GAGAUUUAUUCAUGCCAGUUUAUUUACAAAAUCUUCAUUUUCCUUCGCAACAUUUUGGCGUACGUAUUUACAAGCAUGUACAUAAAGAGAACAACCCGGACUUGUGAAAGAAAUCGAUUGUGCUGGUAGUAUUUAAACAAAAAGAAACCCCAGUUUUUAGUCAAUUUACAUAUGCGAGUUGAUUAAUACUAAAAGAAGUCCGUUGUUCAUAAAAAUUAGAACACUUGCAAAUCGAAGACUUACCUGUCUUUUACACAUUUAUAUUUACAAAGAAGUCAUUAUCCAUCUUCACGAAGAAUUCAGAGAUGAUCCACCCCCAGUAUUUCGCGACCAUCGCAGUCCUCCUCUUGGUCACGACAUGUCGCGCAAGUCCACGCUAUUUCAACACCUGUGCGAACGGAUGUGGCUGGCGGUUGGAUAGCAACGCGGACGGAAGUGUGUACAUUUCCACGCCAAACAAUGGAGCUUAUCAGUUAUGGAACUGGAAUAACGACCUUACCAUAACCGACGCCGCGACGGGGCUGUGUCUCGACUCGAAUGGUUACUACGUCAACACGGUGACGGCCACGUGCAACGGGGGGAAUUACCAGAAGUGGAGGGGAGGUCCGAAUAUGGGACAAGUUUACAACGUCGCCACCAAUUUGUGCCUCGUUGUGAAUAAAUUCCACCUCUGGCCGUACCCUCCGAUUUGGAGUGUCCAGACCCAGUGCUGCAGUCAGGGGGAUGUCAUGCAAAAUUGGUCGGCUUAAGGGGGGUAGGGGUCCGUGUGAAGAAUACACGUAACCAUGGAUACACAAGGAACGAUUUUGUGAAACUAUAUAUUUUUCCGAGUGAUAUUUACAAAUUGAAAAAUUUUAUUUAUUUACACAGUGUAAAUUACCCUUGUUAAGUAUUAGCGAUAUGAAAUUAGCUAGCUUUAAGUUAUAACUAUUUUACGGGUUUUAUCAUGAAAGAAUGAGAAAUGCCUAAAACUGUACAUAUUUAUCAGGCAAAUUAUUAUAUUUUCAGACAUGUAAAUAAAUAUUUCGAUAAGACCGUAUUUUUUAUUUGCAGAAUGAAAUACUUAAUUAGCAUACACUCUUAAAAAUCCAAUCGCAAAAUAACACCAAGCGGUAUCCAUGUACUUAAAAUUCAGUUAUUCAGUGAGUACAUAUGUAUUUUAAUACUAAUUACGCUCUUGCCACAUACUUGUUGUCAGGCGCAUUCAGGAUGUUGUUUAAUCUACUUGCAAAAUAAAUAUUAAACGCGACAAUUAAUGUUUGAUAAGAUAAAAAGGGCAUAAUAAAUUACUCAUCCCAGGUCAGAUCCGGGACCAGCAUGCAUAUAAAUAUGUGCCAGCAAAGCCUAUAUUAUUAUCAUCUCUAACGAAUCUCACGAAAUAUCCCGCAUCACAGAAACUUUGCAAACCAGACCAGAAAUCGUUCAAUUAUGGAAAUAAAUCCUUGCUGCUGUUCUCUUCCGACUGGAGUGAAAUGGAUUGCGAUCUAUGAAAUGGUUACUGGAGGUGCCAUUGUCCUCAUCAGCACCACAAUUUUGAUAAUUUUCAGCCAGGAUCGUACUUACAAUGACCCUUUCAAUGCUGUGAUAAUUGCCUAUUCCUGGUUGGGAUUUGCGUAUGGGUUGUUAAACUUCUUUCUUGGCAUGUUACUCUGGUUCGGUGCGGUGAAUCGGAGCAAGAUCUUGUGUAUAACCUGGAUCGUGUGUCAAAUCAUUGUCGGGAUCGUGUCUCAAACCGCAUUCGUUUUCUUUGUUCAACAAACAUAUUCCACCCAGUGUUUCUUUUUGUGUUUUUUAACAGCAGAAACACUGAUUCCACCAUAAUCGGUGCCGUUUUGAAAAUUUGUCUUCAACUCUACUUCGUUUAUGCGGUGUUCUGCUUCAUCAAUAAGAUUAACCAGCGUCACUUCCCCCUCCUGUUGGAUAACGAUAGCAACACGCCACACCUACAAGAUUCAUAAGUCUAUCAAACCUUAGGGUGACUGUACCUGCAAGUAAGGUAUCUAAACAGUUUUGAUUUCAAUCUAACCAGGGUUAAAUUAAAAUCGCCAACCGAACCCUUGCAAAUGUAGAAAAAAGUCUAGUCAGUAUGAUAUGGUGCCAAAAUGCCAAAGAAUGGUGAAAAAUAAACUCAAAAACGUGCAACGGAAUUUGUUUCGGAAAUUGAUUUAUUGUGUACUAGCGUAUAAGCCCGUCUCCCACCGGGCGAUGGGCUUAGGGCUUUGAUUUUCAUAAAAAUUGAGUGGGAUUUUGUAUAAUUCCACCGAAUUUUUGUUUAUUGUAUGUAUAUUAUUAGCUGAAAAAUCUGUUAGCAAGGGAAGUGAAACUCUCUACACUUCCGUUUUCGUCACGGAAAAUUACUUUCACUUCCCUUGCAGACAAACAUUUCCAGCUUAUAAUAUAGAUUUAUUUAUUGAGUGGAAUAAUUCCUAUUCUUAGUUCUAGGUAAAUAAAACAGAUUCACUGGUAUAUAUUAGACUAAAGUAUUUUUGCGCAUUUACUUCAUCAAAUAUCCGCAUACAAUAAAAUUUUAAUGGUUCGAAAUAGAUACAUAAUAUUCGUAGGGAAGGAACUGGACGCUUGGAUUUUCUGGGCAUUGCUACCAGCUUACAUUUACCGGUGUCAUAUGUACCGACGUUUAUCAUGCUGAGCUUAAUUCCUUUAUAGUUCAAAAUCACGCCUUAUCAGUUAAGCCAGAUAAGUAGAGAGACCAAAACGUAUAUAAACGAAGUUAUGCGUGCAAAACUAUAGCGAUACAGUAAAUAUCCUCAUGUUUUGCAUAUACCUGCGUGGCCGCCUUUUUUAUUCCGUCGUAUUUCGCAAUAGUUUUUUCCAGAAUUAAUUUCGCAGCAAAAUACAUAGUACCAAAUUGUUUAGUUACUAUCGUUAUUUGCCGUUUGAUACCUGUACGCAGAUGUGUGUUAAAUGUUUUAUUUUUUGUUGCCGCAUAAAAACUAAUUUUGUUAUUUUUACUGAUUGUAUUCAUCUUUGAAUUGGAUCUGCAUUUUAUAAAUGCUGAAGGUUUUAAUCAUUUUCGUAUGUAUGCAUACACAUCUUUAACAUAUACAAAAGUAUGACUAAGCACAGUACUGCAAAUAUUACUGCAAAUUCGACGUCAUAUUCAUGCCAUGCACGGAUUUGUUGAGUCGCAACUACUCUUAAUCACAACAUUCCAUUGCAUGUUUAACUUUACGAGGUAUGAUAAUCACUGGACUUGAACAAUAUUAUCACAGGUACAUAUUUCCAACAAUUUGGAAUAUUUUACUAAAAACAUGUCGCCAUUCUUUAUUUGAUGUUUGCUCGGUGUUUUUGAGGAUUGAUUAUUAUAUUUAUUUUACGCGCUAUCCAACACACAAACCAAACAAAUAUACUGAAUAAUUUAAUCAAAAUACGCAGAACGUGACGUUAAUGAUUAUUAUUAUCUAAGUGAUUUUCCAUAUAACCACACUAACUCUUUCAUCGAUGAGCCAUUGAUUGUGUGAUGGUGAUUCACGAAUCACCAUCUAAGUUAUGGGGCUUAAUUACAAAAAUUUGAUACUACAGCCUUGCAUGGGACUAUUUCUUCACGGGGCUGUGAAAGCUGCAGCAGUGGUUGAAGUGGGAGUCAGCCUUGUAAUGAUAAUUAUGUCCAGUGUCGACUAUGCUAGGCAGCUGGACAAAGUUUGGAGUACCAAGGACGCUAAUGUCACAGAGUUUUGUGGUUACAUGUUAAGUUGGAUCUUCUGCUAUUUCUACAGACUUGUUUCAAUUGGCCUGGCAAUUCGAUUGUUGGUGAUCGCUUCUAAGAGAGAUAGGAAAGCUUUAAAAUGGUGGCUGUUCCAGUCCGGAUUCUUGUAUCUGGUUUGGCUCUGCUGUUUCAUCAUUAACGCGAGUUACGGAUUUUUCUACAGCAGCCUUUCAUUCGUUACUUGCCUCUUACUAGCAAUUUACAAGCUAUACUUCUUCUGGACAAUUAUUUCGUUUAGUCUCGAAAUUAAGCGGAAUGGAUCCAUCGAUCCAGCACUUCGUGUCUUAUCGGACGAGGAUUUGGAUAAUUUUUUUAGCGAAAGUCAGGCUGAUAGACACCAACGUUACAAUAAAAUGUUUGAAAUCUCGUUCAAUGACCUGGCCCUUGACACGAACCGUCCGCUCGGCAGCGGCGCUUUUGGAAUUGUAUACAAGGCAUCACUAACAAGACGUCACGUGGAUUCUGUGUCGAGUCAAAUAGUUGCCGUAAAGACAGUUCUACCCUCUCCAGACGUCACAUUUCUUAAAUCCCUACUUCGAGAAUUGCAAGUCCUAAAUUUUAUAGGAAGUCAUGAAAAUAUAGUAAACUUGGUGGGUGCUUGUACGUCGGAAGUGAAGCGAAGGAAAUUAUACGUCGUCAUGGAAUACUGUGCGUAUGGGAGCAUCCAGUCGUAUUUGAGAGAAAAUCGUGAAGCAUUCAUAAACAAUGAAGCAUGCGACCUUAUAAACCGGGAUUAUAUUUCAUGGGAAAGCCCAGAAACCAUUACCAUUCAAGAUUUAAUGAGAUGGGCAUUUGAAACUGCGAAUGGCAUGGAAUAUAUUGCCGGUAAACAUGUCAUACAUGGAGAUAUUUCGUCGAAAAACGUUUUACUCAAUUUAAUGAGAACAGCCAAAGUUGCGGAUUUUGGGUUAUCUCGACAGCUGUACCGUUACACCACUUUCACGAAACAUGAAAACGAACCCUCACCAUGGAAAUGGAUGGCGAUCGAAUCAUUGGUAGAUUCAGAGUAUUCAACACAGUCUGACGUGUGGUCAUUUGCUCUGACCGUUUGGGAAUACUUUUCCUUAGGAGCGUGUCCUUAUCCGGGAGAGAUCUGUCCGACUGCUUUUAUUCUACGAUUAAAAAAUGGAGAAAUUAAGCCUGACAAACCAGCCCUAAUGACAAAUGAAAUUUACGAGGAACUAUGCAAAUGCUGGGUUAUAAAUCCGAAGUCUAGACCAUCAUUUACCGAAUUAAAAUUAUUUUUCGCCAUGCAGCUUUCGAGCAGUAUUUCAAAUACUGAUCUGGUAACUCGGUCAACAGCUCAGAUUGAUCCGAAUAUGAUCUCCCAACCCUACUUUACUAUUGAUACAGUCAUACACGUAUAACUUUUAUUGGAAACUCAAAUACUUAUCCCCACGGAACAGAUGAGAACUGUUUAAAUACAUACAUAUGCGACACAGAACUGCAUUUUUGCAGUAGAGGCAUAUUUAUGACACGACCGGUAAAUAUUAUGCAAACAAAUUGUUGAAGGGGUAUGUUUUGGAUGAAGAGCAAACACAGUAAUCAAUUGCUUGUUCCAAAAUUAAAAUUAAAAUCUAGUAAAUCGCCUAUCCAUUCUACUCAAUUGAUGGAUUAUUGAUAAUUUUUUGUAUAAUCUAUAGAUUAAAUAUAUAAAUAGAUCAAUAAGGAAAUGAGAAAUUUUUAAGACUGUAAAUACGUACUUAUCGUGUAAAUUAUUAUGCAUUCCUACCUGUAAAUCAAUAUAUAACCUUGACUUUAAUAUUUUUUGUCUUUACUGUGAGCUUGUGUUAACAGCCCUGAGACGGAAUUUUGUCACUAGGUAGAGUGCUUCAGAAUAAUUAAAUAUUUCUAUUAGGUUUUGCACGGAGUAUUUUUCCAAAGUUAUCACCGUAUUGCGUGCUGCCCGAUUCGUUCAGGAUGUCGCCUAAUCUGUUAAUCUAAUUUAGAAGGUCAAAUAGUCAUUAUUUCGCAUUUAAAUCCAUAUUUUGCUAAAACGAUAUACUUAUCGAAUUAGAAUAAUAUGUAUGUAUAAAGCAUGGAAACUUGUUUAUUGUGCAAUCAGUCUUCGCUAAAUUUUUGCCAGAAUGGUGAAAACUUAAAGUUAAAUCAUGUCUACUCCUGUGCUUUUUCGAGGAACCGUAAGUCUAAAAUAAUCCCCUACAUUAAAAUAAAAUUACUGUCAUGUUUUGAUUUCAAAAUAAUUUUAUCCCUGAUGAUGACACGAGUGCUGUGUCGAAAGCUCGAAAAUAAAUCAAUUUUCUUCCUUCAA
This is a messenger RNA of Folsomia candida, 5996 nucleotides long. RefSeq names its product platelet-derived growth factor receptor alpha. Gene Ontology annotation, biological process: protein phosphorylation; positive regulation of kinase activity; multicellular organism development. Gene Ontology annotation, cellular component: signaling receptor complex. Lineage: Eukaryota; Metazoa; Arthropoda; Collembola; Entomobryomorpha; Isotomidae. Gene Ontology annotation, molecular function: transmembrane receptor protein tyrosine kinase activity; ATP binding. Bases 3508 to 5091 code for a protein of 527 amino acids. The transcript is spliced from 15 exons. The record is from RefSeq and is a predicted model, not a curated record.